UUAGAACAUGGGGCUCUGAGGCAUGGGGCAUUUAUAUAUUAAAUAUAAAGAUGAAUACUAAUAUUUAUCUAUUUCGUUUCUCCACAGGUAACAGGGCUAAUUAAUCAUUAACCAGUGUUGCCAGGUUUCAGCAAAAUGUCCAGCCCAACUACAUCUCAAAAACAAAAAGAGACCUGAAACUAACUGAAAAAAAAGUAAAAAAGUUAUAGUUAUACAUAUAGUUUUCUUCCUUUUUCUCAAUGAGGUACACAUGCAUAACUGAUGUACGGACUGAUUAUCCACUCCAUAAUCCCCCUUUCCCUUGCCCAGUCUGCAGUAUAUCUUAGAGUAGUUCUGUACUUCAUAGACACACUGUCUGUGCUUACACUUUGCUUUUAUUUUGCAGAAAUUUAUUACAUUUAAUUCUGAUUAUUUGCUAUAAAACAAGAUCUUGUUUGCCACAGAGUAUUUAACUUUCCCAGUUUGGUGUACAAAAUACAAACCUAAGCAACUCUGUUGUUUACUGUCCUUUUCACUGCUCCUCUUCCACUGAAAAUAUUCACAAACAUGGGGAAGCAUGAUUCCUGCCCCAGUGGACUCUAAGGAGCUAGUGAGCGAAUUGCUCCAUGAUUAUGCAACAUCUAAGAAGUCAAGCAAAUCAAUGAAAAUUCAGCUUAUAUCUGUGACAUAAAAAGUUUAUAAUUUUUGUAUGGAGAUUUAUGAGGGUUUAUGUAGAUUAACAUUUGUUGAAUGUUUUCUCUCUCUCUCCCUCCCUCUCUUUAUCUAUCUAUCUUUCUAUCUAUCUAUCUACCUAUAUAUAUAGAUAUGCCCUGGGAAUAUUACAGCAUAAAUUACCUUGCCAUUGUUUCAGUGCAGUGUUGUUUAUGUGAAAUAUUUGACUUGGCAUUGGAGACAGUAUAGAAAGCACUGUUAUAGAAACCAUUUUCUUUAUUUCAUCACUCAACUAUUUCCUCAGCAGUGUGCCUCACCAUAAACAAACGGUCCCCAAUGGAAGCAAAAGUUUUUUUCUUUGUUGUAAAAACAGAAUUGAGGGCUGAGAAUAUUUCCAUGUGUUGUGAAGUGUGCAAGGUCAGUAUUUUUCAUAAAACAAGAGAGAAUUACAGAGAAGGUGAUUGAAACACAAUCCUUGCCUACAUCACAAACAGCCAUGCACGCCUGUCUUUCACAAUUUUGGGUCUUCUGCUUUAUUUAUUCUAUGUGAGUAUGUAUAGUGUCUGUAUUAAGCAUAGUUACCUCAAGGGUGCAUAAUUGAAAUGUAUGGUAGAGGUGGUCAAGGCUUUGCUUCAGUUUCUCAUCUGGCAAAAUGUGGUCUUUUCAUUUUGGCUUUUUUAAAAUUAUCUAUUUGAAUUCUUCAAGGUUGAUGUGUUAAUUUUUAAAUCAUUCUCUCUCAAGAGUCCAUACUGAACUAGAAUGAAUAUGUAAUUGCACUGGGGUGGCUUGCUUUAGGAUUUAUUUGUUUUUAAUGAUAGCUGCUUAGCUUAUAGGAUGGCUGUGCAGUGAAAAUGAUCAUACUGUUGGUUUUAGUGGGAAAAAAAUCAGAAUCAGAAUCCAUAAUAGAUUCAUUAUUGUCCUUUGAAAACCGUCAUAUGAUGAAAUAUUUGACAUUUUUUUUACUACAUACUAUACUAUACAGUCACACUUCUUGAUGAUUAACUAAUCUUUUGCAUUUCAUUCAUAACAGCUGGCUGCUAAUUACUCUCUUAAUGAUUAUGGAAGUAGGAAGGGUGUACUUAUGUUUUCCUUUUUGGAAAAAAUGACUACAUAUUGAAAUCUGUUUUUUUUUGUCACCUGAGGUCAUUUGUCUGUUUACAGAAGUUGGUGAGGACCACACAAUUGUUAUUUAGGCCCUGAUAAAUAAAAAUGUACUUUUCUCCCCCAUGACUGUACACUAUAUGGCCAAAAGAAUGUGGACACCUUUGGGAUGAACUGGAAUGCCAGCUGCGCCCCAGGCCUUGUCACAAGACAUCAGUGCCUGACCUCAAUGCUCUUGUGGCUGAAUGAGCACAAAUCCCCACAGCCACGCUCCAAAAUCUAGUGGAAAGCCUUCCCAGAAGAGUGGCGGGUAUUAUAACAGCAAAGGGGACUAAAUCUGCAAUCAGCUAGCAAAUAUGCGUGUGAUAGUGAGGUGUCCACAUUCUUUUGGCCAUAUAGUGUAUGUAUUAAUUAUAUUUGUGUAUCUACUGUAUCAGUAUUAAGCAUAGUGCAGUAAAAGGUGGUCAGGGCUUUUUCCUCAGUCACACAUCUGGAAAAAAUUUUUGUUUUGUUUUGUUUUGUUUUGUUUUCUUUCAUCUUUCUAAUGAAAUGUUUAUGUUCCUUACUCUACACAUGCCACAUCUUUAUGUGGGUUUUAUAUUCCAGUUUUUUGAAUUGGCUCUUUUUGUAUAUCAUUCAUUACACUUCUAAAACACAAAGGGCUACAUCUUAGCCUUUACCAUUUCUCCAUGUGCAGUCUAUCAUUUUGUGCACGUUUUCAUUCCUCAUGCAUAUAAAUCAUACCAGAGAAAGCAAACACACUUUUACCCAUGUGGGAGUCCUUAAAUGGUCAGAUGCAAAGUGCAGUAAUUUUAUGUGCAUUUCAAACAUUCAUCAACUUGGGGGUAUUGUUGCUUUUUUCUUUAAAAAAAUCACUAAGCAAACAAAAGGAAUUCCCCUAAGGAUGAUAAGUACAGAUAAGGUUUUGCUUUGUCUCUUUUGGCUAAAGUCAGAACACUUGGAGGCCUACGCUAAGCUGCAUGCCUUCCAAGACCAUACAGCCCAGUUAUGCUACAUUAAUCUCCAAAUAAUAUUCUGCCAAGUGCAGCUUUCCUAAGACUGAUUGAAACAAUGAUGAUUGUUAGAUAGAGUGAACGCAUAGUACACAGCAAACUAACUACACAUUCAUUAUUUUCAUUAAUUAGUUUAUUAAACAUUUGUGAUUUUAGAGUGGAGUCUCCAUCAGAUGUUCCUGAACUUUUAAUUGUGGAAGUAGGUACAAGGAAGGAAAUACAGACUAUUUUGAUUCUAUUUGAACCCUCAUGCAUAUUCUCAGGGUGAUCACAUAACAGAUUCAACUGAUCCAGUGAAUCCUGCAGUCAGAAAUAGGCUACUCUACUGGUUUUAGAUACAGAAACUUACACUGCAUGUGCAUUACAUCUGCAUAUAGCACCUGCGGAUAAGCGUUUUUGAAAACAAAAAUACUUGGGCUCCUGCGAUAUGCUUAUUACUUAUAUUAUAAUAAGUAAGUGUGCCUUGUUCCUAAAUCUGUGUUUGUUUUCUUUGGAAUAGCUCAUUUAACAAACUAAUGAAGGCUGUGAAUUAGCUGCAAAUGAAAGCUUUCAGAAUGGAUUUUUUUUUUUUUUUGCCAGUGUUUGGGAAAGAAUUCCUGAGUUACUCUUAAGGCCCAUUUUUUGGCCUGAGCACUGUAAGUUGUGUAUAACUCUCACAAGCUUUAUUAGAGAGCCUGCUACAUUUAGUAGGCCAAGAACCACCUACUGUCACAGAAAGAGGCAAUUUGAUUGACACGGCAGAUGAACAGUCACAGAUCUUUUUCCUAUAGCCUGUAGGAAAACCGUUCUUAGUCCUGUAACUAUAUCUUUUUCUGAAUUGUUCAUUGUGUCUCAGUGUUUUCCCUCUGGAAACUAGUGCACAAAUGUGCAUUUACAUGGAAGAAUAAAUCAGAUUGGAACCUUCAACAUUUUGAAGGUUGUGGUCAGAACAUGUACAGAAGAUAUCAGAUGUUCCAUAUCUCAUGGGUGAAAUGUCUGAGCUUCAGACUGCUUGUGUAUUGACCCCUGACUAUAUGAAGCCAAUUGACUUUGUGUAUUGUUGACAAUUGAUCACAUAUUUGGAAGUGGCGUCUAAUAGAAAAAGAAAUCUUCAGUUGAUUGACGCCAUCGUUCCACUGUUAGUCAGUCUAAGGUGAAGUGUGACAUCUUUGUGCAAACUCUCAAUCAUUCUUAUUUAAUGAUGUGUAAUAAAUAUGACUGUGGAGAUUAUCGAGGAUUAUUGUUCAGGAGGGUUUAUUAACAGAGCCAACUGAGUCAUAAUGGUAGAAAGGGUUAAACACAGACAGGUACAAUAUUUCCAGAAAGAGGGCGAAUCAAUAUCUGAGCAAAGUCAAAACACAAUCAUUGCAAUCGAAGUAAACACAGCUCAGAACUUACACAAACUCUGGGAUUGGCAAGACAUUGCAAUGGUGCAUACAGUACAUAGACAAAAGUCUUUUUUUGGGCCUCUUCGUCAUGCUCAUGGUGAGGUGGCAUACUGGAGAGUACUGUGCUCAUAUCUUCAUUUUCCCUUAUCCACAGCAUGAGAAUAAAGAGAUAGCAGAUGAACAGCUAGAGAGGUCUUUUGUGGUUGGGAAAAUGGAGAGUAUUAUUUAAAGAAUGAAUAAAUGAAUGGGUCUGCAGCCAGGAAUUAUGACAGAGUUCAUAUUCAUCUAAAUGGAAUGUUGUGUACAUCUUUAUAUCCACUGUAGCUGGUAUAUUUAAGCAUAUUCAUAUUAAUAUAGUGAAUAUUUAUAUUACUGGCAUUCCAAAAACAUGCAAAAUGCCCCCUAAUCCACAUAAGCACCUGCCAAUAUGCAGCAGUCAAGCAAAUCAAGUGCACAUACACCAGCCAUGUGUGGAGGUCAAACAUGAAUCACAAAGUAAUAUUAUUAUUAUUACGCUCCCAGUGCAUAUGAUAAGAUGUGAUUGUAGAGAUCAGGCUUCCAAAUUUAUUGGAUUUAAAAAGAGAGAAAGUGGGUCUAAUAUGAAACUAGGCCAAACAUGUUCUGUCUAAUUUAAUCUUGAAGAUAUUUUCAUACACAUUAAUAAUCCAACCAAUAAGAAAUAUUUAUCAUGACAGAAAUAUACAGUAUACUGUGUAUGUAAAGAAAAUAAAAUGAUGUAGUUUGUCAGUACUGCUGUGCUACAUUGUUGACAAAAUAGGCUAUAAGCUGCUUGUUUUAAAAAGAUCAGUACUAUCCGGUGACUGCUGGAAAAUGUAGUUAAUAGCUUUACCAAUUUCUGGCCAAGUCGUACAGACCCAUGAGUCAUAUAAAAAUGUUUAAUUUUUUAUUUAUUUAUUUAUUUUUUACAGAUUACUAGUGCAUGCAUUAAUCAAAUUAUUGCCAAAAUCGAUUUUUUUAAAAUGAUCAGACAUAUAUAGGCAGAAUUUAAAACCAUGUCUGCUGGUCAUAUAGACUUGUUUGUAUUCAGUUCAUAUCUUUACAGUUGAAAUGUUGCUAUUUGCUAAUGGGGUGUACAUGUUAUUACUUCCAGGCUGUUUAGAUAAAAAUGUUAAAAGGCAUCCCUGGAAGCUGUGUUUGCUUUUUUGGGUAAGUCAAUAAAACCAAAUCACCCUGCUUAUUAAAACAUGACAUGCUGAAAUGUUGGGCUCCUAUUACAGUUUUUAGACUCUGUAUCUCAGUUUUUCUCUUUGUGUGGGAGGAAUUUUUUCCAUUAGCUUUGUUCUCUGGACUGUUGCCCUGAUUCAGAGGUGGCAAUUUAAACCUAAGUUACCCUAAGGGCCUUAUCAUCCUCUCUCACACUGCACUCUUCCUCAGGAAGCCUGUUCAGACCUCCCUUUAUCUCACUUUCUCCCCUGUACUCCUCUCUCUGUGCCUGUGCCUCUAUCACAGCUGGACCCUGCACAUCUUUUCUCUCACACAUUAAUUCCAUGCAUUCUUUUCCUCUUUCCCUCCUCCUGGCUUAUGUUUUGUGGUUGUUUCAUCUCACAUCAUGCUGUUCAUACUGUAUGCUGUGAUAGUCAUAUUAGAGUUACCUUUUAUCUUCCAUUCUCUUAAUUAUUUAGGACACUUGCCCACCUCUCAGGUAGUUACUAUCAGGACCUGAUUUAGUAAAGGUUUGCAAAUGUUAAGUCAUGCACAGACUUGGAAACACCAUAAACACAAUCUACAGAUUCCUACUGAAUUUUUUAAAUGAGGAAAUUAACAUGCCUUGUCUGUGUUUUUGCCUUAAUGAAUAUCCAGUCUGGGGCGUUUCUACGUAAAAGAACAAUUAGCACAUACAAACAUCUUAUUUAUCUAUUGUUUCAUCUUCCUACAUUGCAUGUUACAUGAUUCACGUACUUCUUCUAUGUAACCAUCAACAUGUCCACUAAGUGCACCAUCAAUUUAUCCUUUUGAUCAUGCAGGUUAGUAGUUUGUGUUUGGCAUCGCAGUAAAUCAGGGCCUUAGAGCUCUACUAGUUAGAUGUCAAAUUAUUUUUAUGUCAUCUAUUGAUGAUUGGCUCUACUUACACCAACCACAGAGCAUAAAUAUAUCUCCUUUACUCAAAUCCUAACUCAGAAAAAAACAUUGAGUGGUUGAGUGUUCCCUUACACUUGCUGCUUCGGCUUUCACGUGUAACAUACUGCAUUUGAUGUUUUUUUUCCCACAUUGGUUUAUAUUAAAUGUGUGAAUCUGGACUGCAAUCCCACCGGACUCAGCAAAAAAGGCAUGGGAGCGUGCUGUUUUUACCCUCAUGGGGGUAGGUGUGAACAGUCAAAUAUAAAGCUUACAGGUAAAGAAAGGCCAUGAUGAUUAACGUGGGAGCAUAUUGGAUGCAGCGUGGUGCUUGUGUGGCGCAGUGCAACGUGUUUACUGCAUUUGUUUAAUCAUCUUCAGUAGCGGCUUUAUCCUGGCCACGGUCUCUGUGGAUGUUUAAAUAUCUUGUUUCUUUAUAUUUUGGGAUAAAGAACCAAGUCCAUUGGAAAAUAUCAGGUCAAACCAUGUGUGAAAAUAAGAUGGUACUAUAUGUGAAAAUCUGAAAAACAUUACGUCAUUUUACACACGAAGAUCCAAAAAGCAUGUACUUUUGUCUCAAUAAUACAUCUCAUUUACAUUUGCAUUUACAGCAUUUAACAGACACCCUUAUCCAGUCUCUAUCAAAAACACACCCUUAUACAAACAGGCCAGAAUCUGAGAAUACAAAACGCUUUUUUUUUUUUUUUUUAGCAUGGGGAACGGUUUUAACUGGUGCAGCUGAUUCUGUUUAUCAGCUGCCUUAGUAGCUGUAACCUUGUCUCAUUGUCCAGUAUUUUAUCUGAAAAGCAACCAUGGUAGCCAUCAUAUUCAAGAUACUCCAUGGUAUCUUCACACGCCAGUAUUCUUUAGCUCACUGGUAAUAUUUAUUAAGUUUGUCACCUCACCUGAAAAAACAGAUGCAGUUAUUUCACAGGUGCUGAACACAGCUACUCCACUACUCACUGAAUAACAUAGGUAGUUUGUAUUAGUAGCACACAAUAUAGAUGUUCCAUAGUUGCUAAGACAACACUCCACGGUCUUAGCAAACUAUGCUUGUUGAAACUUUUUUGGAGUUGAAUUAUGGGAUUAUUUACAUUGAGGAGGAUAAGGCAUUGGACAGCCGGACAGCGAUGCUAGUCUCUGUUGGUUUCAAUUCUUAAGUGUUUUAAGACUGUAAUCUUAAAAAUAUUAAUAAUGUAAUCAUUCUACCACUGCAAUUUGCCGAAACUAAGAUUUAUUUUAUUUAUUAAAGAACAACAUGCUGUAUGUUUUAUCUGUUUAUAGUUAUAUAUAAUGUUGUGGAAUCUCCAUAAGACGAUUUGCUUCUAUUGUCAGUUACAUUAGGGCAGCUACAGACAGUUGUUCUAUCAGCCUUUCUUUUUUCUCUCAAAGUUAAUAACAAUAAGUGCAGCGUGUCACGUUACCAAGAAACCAAAGCAUGUGUAAAGCAUGUGUCCUGAAACUUUCCAGUGAAGGAAAACAUUAAAUUACAGCUUUGUCACUGACUGACACUGGAGACUCCUUCCAAAAAUGUUAAAUAAAUGUCCUCACAGAAAAUGUCACCAUAUCAAAAAUCCAUUUAUUUUUGAGUGUGCGCCAUAUAAAUCAUUGUGUAGGUUGCUACUGUAGAAAUGAUAAUGUAUUAUUAAAGUUAUUCAACACCUUCUGACCAAUCAGAUUUGAGAAUGUGGCAGUGCUGUAGUAUAAAUUGAAUUAAAAGUAUAUUUUCAAUAGUCUAUUGCCUUCUGUUUAUGCACAGGCACUCUGAAAUGACACUAGUUAGCCUACCAUUUGAAACAUUAACCAUGUAUUGACAUAUACUGUAUGUUGGAACGUUAAUGAGCCUGAUGCAGGUGUUGUGACAAAAUAUGUUGUUGAAAGUGGAAAAAAUAUGCAUUGCUGUUUUAGCCCAGAAACCUUUAUGUGUAAACAGAAAACACAGAUAUGGCAUAUAGAGCAAUUAAAUGUAUUUGUACUUAGUAAUGGGUUCGCUGUUUGCUGGGUCACAUCUCUUUUUAUUUUUAUAUGAUAAUUCUUUUGUACUUUUAUUGUUGUUCAGCCAUUACCUUAUUGCAUUUAAUAUACCUAGGCUGUCUUAUUUAUAAUCACUUUUUCUUUUUUUUACUCUUACUCUAACCUUGAGCCAAUUUUAAUUAAGCAGGACACUAAAAAUAGUUGACUUGACCAAAUAUGAUACACACACACACACACACACACACACACACACGUUUCAGUUCUCUCCAAGAAGCCCUCUAUAUUUCUCAUAUCUGAUAACAAUACCUGAUUGCUCAUGCAAGAAGAAGCAACAGAAGUGACACAAAACAGAGAAAGAAAGAAAAAAUGAAAGAUAUGUCAUAAAUAUGCAGGCUUUCUCUAUAUAUAGAUAUGAAAGGUGCCAAUAAACCGAGUUUCCUGAAUCACAUAUUCCUUAGAGGAAGAACUGCAGUAUGCAAUCCAUUUAGCAUUCUACACUGAAAUUUAUGACAUCGCAAAUGCUAGAAGUUUUUCUCCUUGGCAUUUCAGUCUCUUUUGCUUGGGGUAUCUUUUCCUGCACUGGUUUUGUGCAGGUCUCUUGACUAUUUACACUGUUUCCCAGUUUAGCAUGAACAAAUGAGAUGGCGGGGUGUCCAUUCCAGUUUGGCCAAAAUGAUAUGUUAUUUACAAUAGGACAUGUCCCUGUAAACACACACGGAUGAUAAAGAUCUGGUUGUAAAGAUAGCAGCAGAAGCAGACGCCAUACAUGGAAAUAUAGCAUGCACAGGAAAUGUGGAGAAAUUAUAUCAGGGAGUGUAACUGAAAUAACACACAGGGUCACAUGGUUCAUGUAUGUGGAUGUGUGAUGUUUGUGCUAUGUGAAGUCAUGGGCUUUCACAUGCACUGGAUUUUGGCCUAUUUUCUGAACAAUGCUAACCUAGACAACCCGUGUGCUCUGUUCCUGCUUUCUCGUCUUCUCUCUUCCGCUUAGAUUCUUAAGAAAACAAGCAGUCCUGCUGCUUAGUGUGUGUGUGUGUGUGUGUGUUUAUGUGUGGAGGUGCAUUUCUUUAAUAAAAGUGAGUGUCACUAGGGGGGAGGAGGUAGAAUUUGUAGGUAACAUUCUCCCAAUUUAGCUGAGCCAGCCAGACAGCACAGACAAGAGGAAUGAAAAUGGACUUUCAUUAGUCAAAUCAAGCCUCUGGUGCAAAGUGCAGUACAUGCAAAUGGAGUUCACAAAGAGUUCCCGCAGGAUAUAGUGUGCAUUACAUUUGUGAUCAGUCAGUGUCUGUAAGCACCACUGUGAUUCAUAAAUUCACUGAUGAGAAAUUGAGGAAUUGUGUAUUGUCUCAGCUGUUCUACACUCAGCACCAAUCCUUCAUCCUGUCCUGUAAGAGCACAGCACUGACACCGGCCUAUGACUCACUCGGCUGCACUGUGAAAUAUAACCACAGCAAAGCCAUUGCAAGUCUGGGAUCGGCAAAUCUCUCCACUACCUGUCUAAAUUUAAUAACCAUCACAGGAUGGAGGCACCUACAAAUGGAAAAGCAAAGCAUGCCUCUAAAGCACAGCUCCUGAUAAAGUCAGAAAGUUUGACUAUACCAUGGCUGAGGAGAGCCUUAUAUACUGCACUACAGGAUUUAUACAGAUAUUAGCUAUUACAGAUAAAGGGAAGAGGAUGUUGUUGUUGUUGUUCUUUCGGCUGCUCCAGUUAGGGGCCAUCACAGUGGAUCAUUGGUCUGCAUAUUUAAUUUGGCACUGUUUUUACGCCAGAUGCCCUUCCUGACACAGCCCUCCCCAGUUUUAUCCGGGCUUGUGACUGGCACUGGGAGUGCACUGUCCUGUGCAACCCCAGUCGCUGGGGUUGGUUCCCUGGCCAGGAAUCGAACCCGGGCGGAUAAAAGAAAGAGGAUAAACUGGUUAAAAAGCAGGUGCUUUAUUUUCCAAUGGUAAACUGGAGAAAUGAAUAGGGGUUAAACUAUAGACUGCCAUCUACUACAUUAUUUUAGUGGUUUUUCACUGUUUGAGCAUUUGUUAAUGCCAGAAUGGUUCACAGAGUAAUUAUGGAGGUCCUUUGUAUGUUUAGCAUCAAACUUAUAUUAUCAAAAAUAAUAAAUGACUAUUUGUUUGUUUGUUUGUUUCUUUCUUCCUUUCUUGAUAAUAUUGUUAUGUCUUUUAUUUAUGUGUGUUGUAGAUGAUGACUAGUUAGUUAGUAGACCAGUAAUUCUUGUCCACUGAUAAUAAUAAUAAUAUUAUGAUAUCUUUUAUUUAUGUGUGUUGUAAAUGAUGACUAGUUAGUUAGUAGACCAGUAGUUCUUGUCCACUGAUAAUAAUAAUAAUAUUAUGAUAUCUUUUCUUUAUGUGUUGUAGUUGAUGACUGGUUAGUUGGUUGAUUGGUUGGUUAGUUAAUUGGUUAGUUAGCUAGUUAGUUAUUGGACCAGUAGUUCUUGAUAAUAAUAUUAUGAUAUCUUUUAUAACGUUGUUUUUUUUUGUUUUUGGUCCAUUGGUCCAUUUGGUCCUUUACACCUUUACGUGUCUCUUUAACACCUUCAUAUAAACUAACACAGAAGUAAGAGUGAAUAUGAUCUGAAAUAUGAUAAGAAAUAUCAUGAUAUGCAAUGAUGAUAUGUAUGGAUGAUUAUAACUGACUAUAAAAUGAACAGCCUUGUGUGCAAAGAAGACAUCUAAUUUGACUCAUAUACAGAGCAAUACGAUGAAUAUAAAGUUGUUCACUGGAGAAUGUAAACAAAAGUGAUUUAAUGUGGCUUAAUAACUUAGGCUAAUGUAGUGUGUAUGGAUUGCUAGUUCAAGGACAUGACAAUGUCCUGGUCUGAGAAGUUAGUGUAGAGGCAUUGAUAAGAGAGAGAGUGUGUGUGUGUGUGUGUGUGUGUGUGUGAGAGAGAGAGAGAGAGAGAGAGAGAGAGAAGUGGACCUAUCAUAGCAUGGUUAAUGAUUGCCCCCCACCCAACACUAAUGAUUACACUGUUGAGUGGUGGGAGUUCACUCAAAGUUCAGUCAUAUUUACAGGGUCUGGAGCAGACAUAGGCAGAGCAAGAGAAAUUUUCAACGUUCUCUGGGUCACUGCAUCUGAGGCAGCAGAACAUGUGAGUUUAACUGACAUAAAAACAGAGGAGGCUUGUCAGGUUGUCAGGGUGGGACUGCAAUGGUGGAGUGAACAUUCCAGAGAGUAUGAGGUUGUCAGGUUGAAUCUGGAAGGAAGGAGAAAAGCGACAGUAAGAAAAGCAGUCUAUAGAGAAGCGGAGAGCGACUGAAUAUUUUGCUACACAUGCCAGGCUCCUCUCAUCUCUAAAGAACAGAUGUACUGUGUUCAAUUCCCUCCUCCAGAUGUCUGCACUGUGGACUAGUUAGAUCUGGAAGCUGCUAUCAAGAAGAACAAGACUAUCUACUAACAUUUAGAACAGAGAGAGAGAGAGGGAGAGUCGAUGACACUGAAACACACAAAUGAUGGACAAGAAAAGUGCAAAUGGCUUUUCUGCCAAGGCCUCUGAGAGUGGGGGACAGAGGAAACAGCUGCCAUAUUCUGUGGAGACACCCUACGGCUUUCACCUGGAUCUGGACUUCUUAAAAUAUGUUGAUGACAUUGAGAAGGGUAAUACCAUCAAGAGAGUGCAUAUACAGAGAAAGAACAGGGGGCCAAAAUAUAGCACACUGCCACGCAACUUCAGCCUUCCUGGACAUGGUGCAAGACCUGCAGCCAAAGACACAUGGUCCAACACAUCUACCCUGGGAUCCAAGCCCAAGUCACGUGUUACUGAGGUCCAGCAACUUUUUGAUUUCAGAGCCAGCAAUGACAAUGCUAGCAGCAGCAGUAGCAGCCAAAGCACCCCUGCUGGUCAAUCAAAUGUGCAAGGUAGCAGCUGCCUCUCUUCCCCCAAAACUGUGGAUCAGGUCCAUAUUCAGGCUUCCCAAGACCAACAGGCUUCCCUGAGCCUUAACGUGAGGCCUCACUUGUUUCGGGCAUCCAGCAUGCCUGUUAAUGUCCCACACAGGAAAUCUUCAGACUCUACCGAUGAACAGAGCUCUCAAUCACAGAAUGGCUCAACUGAAAAACUAUUUCGCCCUGUGGAUAGUAGUGACAGAAGAGGGAGUAUUCCUCAAGACAGGGCCAGCCUGCAUCAACAGAUAACGGCAGCACUGAAACGGGUGCGCGAACUAGAGGAGCAGGUCAGGACGAUCCCUGAGCUAAAGGCUCAGAUUUGCUCCCUAAGAGAAGAGAGGGAACAUCUGCUUCAGAGAAUCCAAACACAGUCUCAUGUAAAGAUCCUGCCAGAAGAAGAGCCAAGUGAAAAACCCCAACCAGAAUCCCAAGAAAGUACUAACCUUCCUUCAGCAACAAAACAGCAAGAAGCUCCGUCCCUUUUCCAGGAUACUAUGAGUGACAGUCAUACUAAAAUUCCAGAAAAAGAGUCAACUGUAGAUAAACUGGCCCAGAACAUUGAAGGACCACCAACAUACACAGUUUUUGGAGAAGGACCAGUUCUAGAUGUGGUCUCUGUUCCAGUGAUACUCAUUGAGAAAGUCGAAAGUCCAACUGAUUCAGAAGAAUCAGAGAGAAUGGUGGAAGAAUCUGAACAUGAGACUGAAGUAUCUGAAAAGCUUUCAGAACAAGGAUUAGAAGAACAGGAGGAAAAGCCAGAGACCUCAUUAAAAGAUAAAGGGUCUGACCUAACAGUGGAGUUUUCCAUAACAGAAGAAAAAGGAGAUAUAUAUGAAGGCACAGUGUCCCAAGAUGAACCUGAAAAAACAGAAACAAUUGACUGGUCUGUUGUAGAAAAGGAAGAACCUGCCUCCACAAUAAAUGAAGAAGAUGUUCUCACAAUCCAAGAACUCCAAGAAAAAGUCAAGACAUUGGAGGAAAGAUUAAGGCAGGUCAGCUGUGAUCUGGAAAUGACAAGCUCCUUACUGAGAGUACAGAUGGAGGAGAAUAGACAAAAGGACGUAACUAUUCAGGAGCUAAGUGAAAAAGUAAAAGAACCCAUUGCAGUCAGUGUAGAGCAAGAGUUGGAGGUUCCACCAGAGACUGAGCAACUUCCACCACACAUUACUACUUGUGAUGCGUCAGUCAAUACUGACAGCAAGCAUGUGUUAGAAAAAGCAGUCCUAACAGAUAUUGACCUAAAACCUAUUGACACUAUCGAAGAAACAGACCAAAUGUGCUGUAGUACUCAAACAAAUAUCGUUGAGACGCGAGAAAUUGAGGUGUUAGCACAGGUGAUGACAUCUGAAAAAGUUGUGGGGGUGGAAAUUGUUACAUGUGACCAGGCAGUUGAAACAGAUGUGUAUGAAAAUAGCUUGGAGGCCAAAGAAAGAAAGGAAAUUGAAGCUGCAGAUGAAAGAUACAGUGUAUAUAGAGAUGAUGUAGACAAAGAGAAAAUGAUUGAAAGCGAUGUGGCUGAAGAGUAUGUUAUAGUAGAAAAGACUGAAGGUGAUUUGGUUGGGAUAGUACCCAAGGAUAAUGCAAAUGCCAAGUCCUUGGCCGGGGAAAAUGAAUUGGUGGAGAAUGUUGAAACUGUGGCAAUAGAAACCAUAAAACCAGAUACAAGCACAGAUGAACCAUUACAGCAUGACCAAAAGCAAGGGCAAGGACAAGACAUUCAGCCUCAACCUCAGAGGUCCACUGAAGCUUCAGCAUCACCUGCAGCCAUAGGCCAGGUUGUCACUCGGAUCCAAGGUCUUCUCAAUGAACAGUGGGCCAGCCUGGGGAGUGGGAGCCAGGAACCAAAAGGAGAGGGCUCACAGAAACAGCCAGUCUCAAAGAUCAGCUCCAUCCAGAGUCACCUCCGAGGUUCACUUAGUGCCCUUUCAGCCUUCUAUUCUCCUGUUCAAAAAGGAGGUGCAGCAAAGCAGUCAGGCCUCAAAUCUAUCAUGAAGAAGAAUGACUGUCCUGACAAGCACGGGACUGGAGGAGCCAAGAAAAACCUGAAAUUUGUUGGCGUAAAUGGAGGCUAUGAGACAACCUCCAGUGAGGAGUCCAGUGGGGAGGAGAAUGAGGACAAGAGGGAGGAGGAGAAGGAGAAGGAGAAGGAGGAGGAGGUGGAUAGCUCGGACACGGAGGAACAGGGAGAGGAGAGUGGAGUGGCCCAGGAGGAGGAGAAGGAGGCUGCUACUGCUGGGGAGCAGGCUGAAGAAGCUCAGGCAGGGGGGUCCCAGGGCUCUGUGGAGCCUAAAGACCCCCAGGCCAGCGUUGAUCCCCAGGAGGAGCAGCCCAGCAGUGAACUUGUAGAUAAAAACUUCAUGGCUGCAUGUCACUACCUAAAGGACCGAAUGGCAGAGGUUGCUGCCCCAAACAAAGAGAUGAGGCAGGUUCUGAUGGUGCUCUAUCAGGAAUGGUUCCGUGUAUCCAGUCAGAAAGAGUCCCAGGCAGAUACGGUCACUGUGUAUCUGAGAGAAGUUGGAAAUCACACCCCCACUCUCCUGCGCUAUAUAGUUAAUCUUGCUGAUGGCAACGGCAACAUGGCCCUACACUACAGUGUCUCCCACUCCAACUUCCAAGUAGUCAAGCUCCUGUUGGAUACCGGGCUUUGUGAGGUGGAUCAUCAGAACAAAGCCGGCUACACGGCGAUCAUGUUGGCAGCUUUGACUGCAGCAGAAGGACCCGAGGACAUGGAAGUGGCCCAGCACUUACUGAGCCUGGGCAACAUCAAUGCUCGGGCAGGCCAGUCUGGUCAGACAGCACUGAUGCUGGCAGUUAGUCACGGGCGCACAGCGAUGGUGCAGGUUCUUCUCGACUGUAAAGCUGAUGUGAACACACAGGACCAAGAUGGCUCCACAGCACUGAUGUGUGCCUGUGAACACGGCCACACUGAGAUAGCCAAACUACUGCUAGACAGACCUGAAUGUGACAAUAACCUGAAAAAUAAGCAUGGUCAAACUGCGCUGUCUGUGGCCAUCAAGUUCUCCCACCCUGAGCUAGUCGACCUUCUGAAGGCCCGUGCUGAAAAGGCUGGAACUUCACACACUACAAGUCUUCUCUGAGGUUGCUUGUACACUACCGCUGCAGUAGCAACAGUACCUGCAUUCACCCUCCAGCUGCCUCAAACAGACAAACUGACCAGUGAGACUUAUUUGGAAAGGAAAAACGGACUUUCCUCAAUUUGGAUAAGCAACAGGCCAAGUACUUCUUUAAAGACAGUUCUCUGAAGCGCAGUUCAACGUCAAAGCUCUUAACUUCAUGUGGAUAAAGCAUGGUACAUCAUUACAUGUUGUGUCCUGUUUUUCAAGUAUUAUUAUAUUUUUGUCAAGUAGAGAGCAUUAUACAUGAAUGUUACUAUAGAGUCUAUCAGAUACACACUAUAUUUAUUUUAUAUUGCACCUUGCUAUACUGUUUUUUUUAUCCUCCUCUAAAAUAUACAAGGCCUGUCUGAAUAUAACCUGAUGAGCAAAAUUGUGUCUUCCAUCAUGAAGGUUAUCAGGUAAUGCUUUUCAUGUUAAAUCUUAAAAGGUUUAUUUUGUCUUUGUUUUUAGCAUGAGGCCAAUAAAAUUGCAGGAUAGCUCCCAUACCAAAUACAUUCACUCAAUAAAAUGCAACAGAAAACAUUGGGUCAAUGCUGGACUCUGCAAUGUGCUUCACACUCUCUGGUCAGGUGUUUUAAAUAAUUGGAUAUACUGAGCUGAUAUAGAAUAGCCCCACAGGAAAUUUAUAUUAAUUCAAAAAGGUCUUUUUGGUGUCCUUCACAAAGCCUGGGCCCACACUUGUUUUUGGGUUUUAAUAAAUCAGCUGAAUGUUUUUUAUUUUCUUGUUUUUUUCCCUCUUACAAUAUAAGUAUUAAAUGACUUCAGCAUCCAACACCAGGGGUGGACAAAUCAGUAACUGGCACAAGAAGACUACAUUUCUGCGCUAUUUGUUUUUUGUCUUCUCUUGUUCUACAACCAGAAAAUAAAACACUCACUACUGACUUUUGCAAAACAAAUGCAUUCAUAUGGCAUGCAAAAUGCAAGCUGCUCAAUCUAAAUCCCGCCGACUGCUGCACUACACACACUGGCUUUUACUAGCCAAAUUAAUUCGUGAGCACAGAUGACACACAAUCUUUCCAGAAUCAGGAAUGUGCAGGAAUGAGGAAACACACUGAGAAAAAGUAAAGACGCUAGCCAGACUGGAGUCUUUAAUUUUCUCAAUGUAUUGAGAGGAGAAAACAUCACAGCUCAUAGCUAAACACUGACAAAUAUCAUGGUGACUUUUUGUUGAGGGUACAAACACAAUGUGCUACCUAAGACACUUUUUUUUUAUUAAUUCCCCUAUGCAGGAUUUUAUAUAUAUUCAAUUGUGUCUGCAUUGUGUCUGUAUGCACCUAACUAGCCAACUCAGCAUAUGUUAUUAAUUUGUUAGCUACCACAUUUUAGUUGUCAAUUAGGUUUUGGGGCAACCAAAAUUUAUGAUUCAGUAGCACACUGGAGCGUUUACUUGCCCGUGGAGCUAGCUAAUACAUGUAUGAUUUGUCCACCCCUGAAGACAUUUAUGCUAAUGAUUUGCUGGAGAAACCACUUGGACCUGCAAUGAAUAAUUUUUGGGGAUCAUCACCAUAAAGUAUUUAAACAUGCUAUUGUCUUAAGUGCUGAAAUAAUAUAAAUAACCCUUGAAAAAAUAUGAAUAACAGAGAAAGCAAUGUGGACACUAUCUGCUGCAGUAUUCAGUAACACAAUUUUCAGUGAAAUGUGACUCAUAUUGGCGUAACGUUGGCUUAUUGUACAAUUACACAAGAAAAUAUACUUAGAUGCUAUAUUGGAAUAAAGUGAAUGACUGUUUUUGUUUGCACUUGAAUGUUAUUCAGUGCAUUUUCUCAAAAUGGUAGAUAACAGUGGUAGACGACAGUCAGAAAUUAAACCGUCCACACUUACCAGUGGAUUCAUUUAUCAGCUAUAUUCCAAUGAUUGAGGAACAAACUAAAGACAAUAGAUUUGGCAAAGGUUCCUUGAAAUAUUGGUUAGGAAUAUAUGUAAGGAAAAAGAAAAUCCUGUAGUGAAUAAAAUUUAAAGCUCAAUUAGAACACAAGUUCUAGGAAGUCUGAUUGAGUGAAGCAGAUUCUCUGAACAUCCAUUACACAGUAUCACAGAAGAUCAACAGAGGUGCACAGAUGCUAUUUUGAAGUCUUCUGAGUCUUGAAAAGCACUUUCACUGUGCACGGAGAUUGCAUAUCCUCCCUGUACUUGGGAGUUUCCUCUGGGUACUCUGGUUUCCUCCCCCAGUCCAAAGACAUGAGUUGUAGGUUGAUUGGCAUCUCUAAAUUGUCUGUAUUGUGUGAGAAUAUGUGCGAUUGUGCCCUGCGAUGGAUCAGCACCCCGUCCAGGUUGUUCCUUGCUUUGCGCCCUGAGUCCCCUGGGAUAGGUCCCAGGCUCCCCCACAACCCUGUGUAGGAUAAGCAGUACAGAUGAUGGAUGGAUGGAUGGAUAAAUUAAUCUUGUACAUAAUGUACCAAUGUCCAAUAUUGUGAAAUUUAGUUUGCAAAAUGAUCCAGAGAUGACACGCACAGGGUGAACCAAAUAUGUUUUUAAGGUCAAAUCAUGUUGUUAGACUACAAAUAAUAUAAAAAGUGGUAAUUUAUCAUAAAAGCGCUCUACAUGGGACCCUAAAGUCUAAUAAUUAUUUAUUUCAAAUGCUAUAUUUUACAUGCUGCUAUAUGUAUGGAUAGAGUAUUCAUAUAAUGUCUAUAAAUUCAAUAUGUUUUGCUUAUGUGUGUCUUUAAAACAUGUUUGUAUGAAUAUAUCUUUUUAUACACUGGCAAGAAUUUUUUUUUUUACUGAUUUUCUCUAAGAACAAUGUCUGUCCUCACCUCUGAUCCCAGUGAUUCCAGUACAACUAGUUAAACAACGUCGUGCGUCUUUUUUUUCCAGCAAGAAACUGAAAAUGUCUAUUUACUUUUCAAAAAGCUAAAGGUUUUUACCCUCCAUUGCAUUUAUAUAUAUAUAUAUAUAAUGCAACUAAAUGCUCUGUCCCAGGACUGUGAUGUUUUCCCUCCCAUAUAUUCUUGCUCCACUUAACUGAAAUAUAAAUAAAUGAUAAUCUACAUAUACAGGGUUGUUUCUGAACUUUUGUUGGCCCUAAGUGACAUCCUACAUAUAAGGAAACACUUAUGAGUGGCAGUGGAUUUGUUAAGCUGGGUGAGGCUUUUAUUCAAGUACAUUAUGGACUUUGAUUUGGUUGCUCUGUACUUGUGCUCUAUGAGGGAAGGAAAAAUGGCAAGGCCAACAGCACAUUAUACGUAUAUAUUGAAUGCCUAUAACAGAAUAAUGACUGUUUAUUUUGAUAAAUGCUUCAGCAUCUGGAGAGUUAUAUGGAUGACAGAUAAAAUGCAAUAGUGACAAAUAUACUCAAUUUAAUACCAAUAUUAUUCAAAAUAUUAACUGUGUUUGUGAUAUUCUAAACAAUCCUUCUCAAUAAAGUUGCAGACCUGUGAAAGUUAG
Messenger RNA from Pangasianodon hypophthalmus (striped catfish), 18598 nucleotides. RefSeq names its product KN motif and ankyrin repeat domains 4 (gene kank4). Lineage: Eukaryota; Metazoa; Chordata; Actinopteri; Siluriformes; Pangasiidae. Gene Ontology annotation, cellular component: cytoskeleton; cytoplasm. The transcript is spliced from 12 exons. The record is from RefSeq and is a predicted model, not a curated record. Gene Ontology annotation, biological process: negative regulation of actin filament polymerization. Bases 11642 to 15175 code for a protein of 1177 amino acids. Gene Ontology annotation, molecular function: protein binding.